GAUAAAGGGAGGGAGGGAAUAUAGUUGGAUUGAGGGAGGGUUUAGGGACUCUCGGGGGGAUAUUCUGAGGGGAUUGAGGAGGGUAUGAUAUGAUGGGGGUGAUAGAUAUUAUGAGGGCAAAAGGUUGACGUGACAGUCACCUGUGGGGCGGGGCCUGUAGCAGUGAGCCCCGCCCCAUAGUUUGUGAUUGGUGCUCACCGCUGUCAGUCACAGUGAUGAGCAGCCCCUCAUUGUCAGGGGGAGGGGGGGUCUCCGGGCCAAAGCACCCCCUGAGCCCGACCCCAUCCCCAUUCCCCCCACCCCCACCAGCCAGGGCUCCAGUAUAACAUUUGCCCGCGACUUAGUAUCGCCCUGUGAAGGGGGCAACCCUUGGUGCUGCCAUUGCUUAGCGCCGUCCGCGUCCACUCCCAUCCCUUUGCUGUUCUGAUGCAUUUUGAUUACUGCUCUCAGCGGGUCGAGCAUGUCCGUGUUUGGCAACGUCUCCGACUCUCUCCGGCGGCCGGAGAGCUCCGGGCCCCCGCUCCGGGACGAUGUGAUUCUGGUCGAGGUGGCCUGGGAAGUAACCAACAAAGUUGGAGGCAUCUACACGGUGAUUCAAACCAAGGCAAAGGUCACCAUUGACGAGUGGGGCGAGAAUUACGUGAUGAUGGGACCAUAUUUUGAGCAUAACGUGAGGACCCAGGUGGAGCUGGUUGAACCGCAGAAUCCUGCCAUCAAACGGACCAUUGACUCCAUGAACUCCAAAGGCUGUAAGGUGUACUUUGGGCGAUGGUUGAUUGAAGGGAAUCCUUGUGUUAUUCUGUUUGAUGUUGGAGCUACAGCUUGGAGCUUGGACCGUUGGAAAGCUGAAUUGUGGGAUUGUUGCUCUAUUGGGAUUCCCUGGUAUGAUCGAGAAGCAAAUGAUGCUGUUCUCUUUGGUUUUCUGAUCACUUGGUUCCUGGGAGAGUUUGUCUCUCAGUGUGAGGGGAACUGUCCAUUUAUCAUCACUCACUUCCAUGAAUGGCUGUCUGGCGUUGGUUUGAUUAUGUGCAGAUUCCGUAAGAUCCCUGUAGCCACAAUCUUUACGACACAUGCCACAUUACUGGGACGUUAUCUCUGUGCUGGAAAUGUCGACUUCUACAACAACCUUGCCUAUUUUGAUGUGGAUCGUGAAGCAGGAGAGAGGCAGAUUUACCACCGAUACUGUAUGGAACGUGCUGCUGUUCAUUGUACUCAUGUCUUCACAACUGUGUCAGAGAUCACAGCAGUGGAAGCAGGAUACCUACUCAAAUGCAAACCUCAUGUGGUGACUCCAAAUGGACUGAAUUUGAGGAAGUUCUCUGCAGUGCAUGAGUUUCAGAAUUUGCACACCAAGAGCAAGAUGCGGAUUCAGGAGUUUGUGAGAGGCCAUUUCUAUGGUCAUUUGGAUUUUGACCUGGAUAAGACUGUCUAUUUCUUCAUUGCUGGGCGAUACGAAUUUACCAACAAAGGUGCAGAUUUAUUCCUGGAAGCAUUAGCGCGUCUCAAUUAUCUCCUCCGGACUCAUCAAAGUCGUGUGACGGUGAUUGCAUUCUUCAUUAUGCCUGCACGAACCAACAACUUCAAUGUAGAGACGUUGAAAGGGCAGGCAGUUCGUAAACAGCUGUGGGAUACAGCAAAUGCAGUGAAGGAGAAGUUUGGGAAGAAGUUAUAUGAAUCAUUGUCGAGUGGAGAGCUACCCGAAGCAAAACAAAUGAUUGACCAGGAGGAUUUUGUCAUGAUGAAGCGAGCCCUGCUGUCUACCCAGCGCCAGUCAUUGCCUCCGGUGUGCACACACAACAUGCUGGAUGACUCUACAGAUCCAAUUUUGAGCACAAUUCGACGUAUUGGCUUGUUCAACCAUCCCAAUGACCGAGUAAAGGUGAUCUUCCAUCCUGAAUUUCUGUCUUCCACCAGCCCACUGCUGCCACUUGACUAUGAAGAGUUUGUACGUGGUUGUCACUUGGGGGUAUUUCCUUCAUACUAUGAGCCAUGGGGUUAUACACCAGCGGAAUGCACAGUUAUGGGAAUUCCUAGCAUUUCUACCAAUUUGUCCGGCUUUGGUUGCUUCAUGGAGCAUCACAUCACUGAUCCUUCUGCAUAUGGAGUCUAUAUUCUGGAUCGUCGGUUUAAGAGCCUGGAUGAGUGCUGCAAUCAGUUAACCUCAUUCCUCUACAGCUUCUCUCAACAGUCACGACGGCAAAGGAUAAUCCAGAGAAAUCGCACAGAGCGGCUCUCUGAUUUGCUGGACUGGCGCUACCUUGGCCGGUAUUACACCCAUGCCAGACUCUUAGCCCUUUCUAAGGCCUUUCCCAGUGACUUUUCUGAUGACCUAGCGGAGAUUUCUGCCAGUUUGCACUAUCCACAGCCGACAUCAUCCACACCUUCUCCAUCCUUCUCCUCUGCGUCCACUCCUCGUUACAGUGACAGUGAAAUUGAACCAUACGAUGAGGAAAAGGAGGUUGAGAUAGAUCGUAAAAAUAUCAAGCUGGACUCAAUGUUGAACUUAAUUCACGAGCAUAACAAAAAUCAGGAAGAAUCUUUUACAUUUAGAAAAUCCAGUAUCGGUAAUACUAGUUCAUCUUCUAGGCCAAGUGAAUUCUCUAGUUCUGUAGCAACUACAAGUCCCAGCAAGCCAACUGAUCCCAGUGAUGCCAACUGGAUGACCAAUUCUAGUGAUUCCAAAAUUCUCACCAAUCCCAGUGUCUCACAUGAUCCCAGAAAGCCAACAGAUCCCAGUGAUGCCAACUGGAUGACCAAUUCUAGUGAUUCCAAAAUGCCCACCAAUCCCAGUGUCUCACAUGAUCCCAGAAAGCCAACUGAUCCCAGCAAGUUAACCAAUCCCAGUACCUCUCAUGAUCCCAGCAAGCCAACAGAUCCCAACAGGCCAACCAAUCCCAAUAGUUCAAACUGGCCACAUAAACUGAGUAAUCCCAGCAGGGAUACGAAUCCUAGUAAUACCUAGUAAUCCCAGAGAUAGGAGUACACAGCCAGUAAUUCCUCUAGAGCCAGAAAACUGACUCAUUAAAAUGGUACCGUGGACACAAUUUGUUCAAUCCUUCAACUCUCAUCUAUGUGAGUGUAACUCAAGUCCAACCCAAACGGGGGCAAAAGGAUAGAAAUUUUCAAUAAAACAACUGCAUUUGCUGGUGCAGCAAUGUUUCAUUUGAUACAAAUUAACUGAACUGAUGGAGAGGAACUGUAUUUUUGCCCAUAACAUUUCAGCUAAGUUUUAUAUGAAUACUUCAUGGAGCAAGGUCUUGUGGCUCAGUAGGUAGUAUCCCUACGUCUGGGCCAGAGGUUUUGGGUUUGAGUCCCAAGCUGUGGAAGGUGCUUUUGUGACAUGGCCAAACAGGUCGAUUGUCAGCGUCAAAAUCCUUCCAAUACACCCAAUGGCAACAGUAAGAGCAGGCCAGUCUCCUGGUCAGUCGUCUCUCUGAAAGCAAAUGCAAAAUACGUCAGUCCUCAAAUCCUAAAAGCAUGGACCAAUCCAAUGGAAGACAGUGCUUCUUGAACUU
Chiloscyllium plagiosum (whitespotted bambooshark) is the source of this 3515-nucleotide messenger RNA. RefSeq names its product glycogen [starch] synthase, muscle-like. Gene Ontology annotation, cellular component: cytoplasm. Gene Ontology annotation, biological process: glycogen biosynthetic process. Lineage: Eukaryota; Metazoa; Chordata; Chondrichthyes; Orectolobiformes; Hemiscylliidae. Gene Ontology annotation, molecular function: alpha-1,4-glucan glucosyltransferase (UDP-glucose donor) activity. The record is from RefSeq and is a predicted model, not a curated record.